AUGACUACACCCACGCCCAUCCCAUCUCGAGACGACCUGGCCAAAACGGCAAGCCGAUACCGCCUCUUGUCCGGUGUGAUAUCCUGGCUGGACCGGUAUUUAUCCUGGCCGCUUCCCUCGCGCGCAGCACUCGAGCUAGCCAUCCCAGCCACAGUCAGCAAGUCCCCCGGGUAUAUCCAGCUAUACUUCUUCACAGCAUCGGGGUCUCUAGACUCGCCCGGCGAAGACGAGGAGCAGCCGCGCGCAAAGCAGCCCGUGCUAAUCAACUUUCACGGCGGCGGCUUCUCCAUCGGACAUCCUCUCGAUGACGCACGCUGGGUCGCAGCUGUCCUGCAGGCACAACCUGACGCAGUCGUGGUGAGCGUCGGCUACAGGCUUGCGCCCGAACACCCAUACCCCGUGCCCAUGGAAGACGGUGUCGAUGCCGUGCUCUGGCUCUGGCAACGCGCGGCGCAGUACCACCUCGACAGACGGCGUUUCGCGCUGAGCGGCGACAGCGCCGGCGGCAAUCUGUGCCUGGCGAUCCCGCUGCGGCUUCACGAGGAGCUCCGAAAAAGAUAUCAGCACCAGGGCGAAAGUCCAGAUAUCAAACUCGCCGGUCUGAUCGCGUUCUACCCUAGCACGGACUGGUCACGCAGCCGGCUCGAGCGCGACGCGACGAAUCCGAUUGCGCCGCAGAAAUCGAUGAUCACGCCGGCUGUGUUCAAGUUCUUUGAUGACGCAUACUUGCUGCCGGAGAACUUGCCUAGGAAGACGGGCACGGGGGAGAUCGAUAUGUCGCAUCCGUACAUGUCACCGGGCUUGGCUCCGGAUCAUCUGAUUUUGGCUUCGUAUCCGCCAUAUGUUGCCAUCUACACCUGUGGAUGGGACCAGCUACUGGUGGAAGGGAAUGAGUUCCGGGAGCGGCUGCGGAAGCUGGAGGGGAAGGGGCGGUUGGUGCAUGUUGGGGGGAUGGUUAUUGAGAAUGUGAUCCAUGGAUUUGACAAGAAGCCUUCCUUUUUCUUGGGAAAUGGGCGGAGGGAUACAAUGUAUGGGGAUGCGGUGCGGCAGCUGGAGAUGAUGUGGAAAGAGGAGCCUCCGAGGGGUUUUGUUCUUGGUGACAGCGCACGAUAG
This is a messenger RNA of Penicillium canariense, 1113 nucleotides long. RefSeq names its product alpha/beta hydrolase. The record is from RefSeq and is a predicted model, not a curated record. NCBI's taxonomy places the organism in Eukaryota, Fungi, Ascomycota, Eurotiomycetes, Eurotiales, Aspergillaceae. Bases 1 to 1113 code for a protein of 370 amino acids. The transcript has a single exon. Gene Ontology annotation, molecular function: hydrolase activity.